CCAGAUCGCUGUUGUGACGCCGUGUGUUGCCGCCGGAUCCGUGGUGGGAUCCGUUGCGGAGGAGGCCAUGUGCGAAAUGAUGAUGCAACCGCUGAUGAAGCCCUUGCGAAUGGUGGGCGAUAUGUCGCUGGCGGAGUUCAAUGGCCUGCUACAGAAGGCGGAGGGCCGGGAUAAGCUAGCACGAAUCUUCCAGUAUUCUGCGCGGCUGCUGGUUGGCAGUGCGGCAUAUUUGCAGCCCACUGCCGGAACCCUGCUGGCCAGACUGGAAGGACAUGCCAGGACAGUGAUGGUCCAGCUAGCGAGCGCUCGACGAACUCAUCGCUGGAUGAAGGAGCUGCCUGUGAUACAAAACCUGCCUCAGUCGUUCAAGAUAGCUGAUCCAGUCGAACUAGUGCUGGAUGUUCUGCAGAAGGCAUCUUUGAUCUGUUUCCUGAUUACAGACCACAUUGGUAUGCUGAAGCAGUGGAAGAUCCUCUCGGGUGGCAAGAGGGCAGGCACUGGCACUAUCCAAUUAGGAUUGAAGAUUUUCACCUUCUGCAAUUUCAUGGGGGUUCUGUACCAGCUCAAAAAGAUCAGGGACAUUGGCCUGAAGGAAGAAAAACGAGACCAGCUUGCGAAGAGUUGGGAAGCAGCAGUGAAACAUGCGCUUCUGAUGAUUCAGACUUCUCAUUUGUCCCUGCUCUACCAGACACAUGAUGCCUUUGUCGGGGUUUGUGGCAUCAUAACAAGCAGUAUAGACUGCUACUCUCAGAUCCCAUUCAAACCCAAGGCUGUGGCUGAUAAGGACAAGGAUUCCAAGGAUGCGAAACCUCCGAGCAAGUGAGGAGGCUGCACCCCGGCCCCGCCAUCGUCCUCAAUGGAGUUAUGACCGGCGACAGGGUGCUCUGAGAUGUUUUCACUUGACCCAAGGGCCUGUAAUUUCAAGAGCUAUGUCAACACUCUGCAGAGGGCCAGUGGCUGCGGAUGUUGGCACGGCCAGCUUCAUAGCAUGUCAGCAUGGUGCCUACUCAAAUCUCC
Molecule: messenger RNA, 1017 nt
Organism: Cladocopium goreaui
Lineage: Eukaryota; Dinophyceae; Suessiales; Symbiodiniaceae
Source: the annotation of a GenBank genome assembly